AUGUUUUCUGAAGCAUCACAUGAAAAUUUUGUUCCUUUAUUAUUUGAUGUUCCAUCUCGAAGUUUUUCUUCUUCAAGUCUUUUGGUAUUAAAAAAUAUCAAGGUUCAACAUUUCUCACAGUUACUUUAUGUUUUUGAUGGUCGUUUUAGUCAACUUCAUACACUCAUUAUUGAUUUGAUUAACAAUGUUUUGUCAACAGAUUUAAUUGAAAAUAAAUGUUUUGUUCUAUCGUGUGCUUGGGAAAUAUCACAUUAUAAAGAAUUACUUCUGCCACUUAUUUAUCGAAUGUCAAAUAUAGAAAAACUUGGUUUAUAUCUUACGAUUUAUGUUAAUGAUAAAUUUAUUGAUGGAAAUGAUUUAAAGAAAAAUAUUAUCAAUCGUUUACCACAGUUAAAUGUAUUUACAUUGGACAUUCGUUCACUUACGUUUAUUAAUAAUCAAAUUGAAAAAAAAAAGGGUCAAUGUCAUGUUUUUUCAUAUCCAUCUGAAAUGCCAUAUUAUCAAAAGAUAACAAACAAUUUUCCAGGUGGAUUAUAUCAAUAUGUUCGUUUUAUAUCAUUAUAUGAUGAAUAUUCUUUUGAACAUGAAUUUUUUAUUAAAAUUUCUCAAUUAUUUCCAUUUAUGGAAAAAUUAUCUUUAAUUAAUCAUCAAUCACAAAAACAUAAACAAUCUUAUAAAUCAAUAAAUGAUAAUUAUAAUUCAACAAUUGUUAAAUAUAAUUAUCUUAUUGCACUUGAUAUUGAAGAAGUUCAUGAUGAUUAUAUAGAAGAAUUUUUAUUUAAUACAAAAACAUAUUUUCAUAAUAAUAUUCUUAUUUAUAUCAAUUAUAAAUCAUUAGAAAGAGUAACACAUAAUUUUACAAGAGAUGUUACACGAAUUAAUUGUGCUAAAAUAAAUGAAAUUUUUUUAUUCGGAAAAAAAAAUUAUUCCAAUUCUUUACGAGAUUAUUUUUCGUGUGCAAUAAUACAUUAA
This is a messenger RNA of Rotaria sp. Silwood2, 972 nucleotides long. The record is from the annotation of a GenBank genome assembly. Lineage: Eukaryota; Metazoa; Rotifera; Eurotatoria; Philodinida; Philodinidae.